Pogona vitticeps (central bearded dragon) is the source of this 482-nucleotide messenger RNA. It is a transcript of the gene SEC61G, whose product is annotated as SEC61 translocon subunit gamma. NCBI's taxonomy places the organism in Eukaryota, Metazoa, Chordata, Lepidosauria, Squamata, Agamidae. Gene Ontology annotation, biological process: protein targeting; intracellular protein transport. Gene Ontology annotation, cellular component: membrane. Gene Ontology annotation, molecular function: transmembrane protein transporter activity. The record is from RefSeq and is a predicted model, not a curated record.
CUGCGUGCUCCCCGCGCAGGCUUCCGCUUCCUCUCUUUGGUGAAGUUGCUACGUGUCUUUAAAGAGCGGACGUUGGGUUGUCGCGAUCGACGGGUCGGAUCGGGAGUGGUUCUUGCAGUUCAUCAUGGAUCAAGUAAUGCAGUUUGUGGAACCCAGCCGUCAAUUUGUUAAAGAUUCUAUUAGGCUUGUUAAAAGAUGUACAAAACCAGACAGGAAAGAAUUCCAGAAGAUUGCCAUGGCAACAGCAAUAGGUUUUGCAAUAAUGGGAUUCAUUGGUUUCUUCGUAAAACUGAUCCAUAUUCCAAUCAACAAUAUUAUUGUGGGCGGCUGAAUGCAUCAGGAAGGCUUGUUGCGUGAUAUUGUGCAUAUUGACGUAAAAGAACAUUGUGCAUUUUUCUGUCUUAAUAAUUUACCUAAUUUGCUUUUACUGCUGUUUGGUAUAAACUAAGUUUUCAAGUAAAAUUGGUUUGGCAAUGUUCUGA